Molecule: messenger RNA, 19754 nt
Organism: Acanthopagrus latus (yellowfin seabream)
Lineage: Eukaryota; Metazoa; Chordata; Actinopteri; Spariformes; Sparidae
Gene: obscna
Product: obscurin, cytoskeletal calmodulin and titin-interacting RhoGEF a
Exons: 81
Coding region: 33-19190 (6385 amino acids)
Biological process (GO): protein phosphorylation
Molecular function (GO): protein binding; protein kinase activity; ATP binding
Source: RefSeq, a predicted model, not a curated record
UCCCCAAUCACACUGGGAGAAGAGCAGGAGGCAUGGGAGACAAUAUAGACAAUAUACCUGGAGGAAUAGUAGCUGCUGCAAAGAACCGCCUGCAGGUGGUGAAGGGUUUAGAGGAUGUGGAGGUGUCUGAGUGUGAUAGCUGCUCCUUUGAGGUGACUCUCAACCUCGCCUACAUCGAGGGUGUGUGGACCAGAGAUGGGAUUCAGCUCAAGUCUAAGCCACAAUGUCGCAUCAGCACACAUGGGAAGAAACACUCCCUCAUCCUGAACCGGGUGGCUUUGGGAGAUGCAGGCCUGUUCUCUUUCCAGGCCAACGGCAUUCAGACCUCAGGCAGACUCAGUGUCAGAGCUAGGGACAUUCACAUAGUGAAGGAGCUGGAGGAUGUUGACACAAUGGAGCGUCAAGUCGUGAACUUCCUGUGUGAGGUCAACCACGCGGAUGUGGAUGGUCGUUGGUACAGAGACGACUGCCGUAUUCGACAGGGGGACAACAUCAAGAUCAGACACCAGGGUAAAACUCACACCCUGUUCUUCAAGUCAGUCAGGCCAGAGCAUGCUGGAGAGAUCAGAUUCACUGCAGAGCGUGUCUCUUCAUAUGCAAGUCUCACAGUGAAAGAGCUCCCAGUCCAAAUAGUGCGUCCUCUGAGGGUUAAGAUAGCCAUGUAUCGCCACCGGGGUCUGCUGGAGUGCCAGGUAUCACGACCUAAUGCUCAGGUCAGGUGGUACAAGAACAGGAGGGAGCUUCUGCCGAGUAAGAAGUACCAACUAAUCAGCCAAGAUAUCUACAGGCAGCUUACCAUCGAUGACGUCUGCUCUUCAGAUGAGGACACUUACACCUGUGAUGCAGGAGAUGACAAAACAUCCUGUCAGCUUCUGGUGGAGGAGCAGGCUAUCAGCAUAGUGCGGGGGAUGAGCUCAGUGGAGGUGAUGGAGCCAGAACCAGCACUGUUCCAAGUGGAGACCAGCCUGAGAUCAGGGAGGCCUCCCCGAUGGACCCUGAACGGCGAGGUGCUGGAGCCCAGCGCAGCAGUGAACAUCGACAGAGAGGGCACCGUCCACAGCCUCUGUCUCACCUCCACAGAAAGUUCCAUGUCUGGCCCUGUGGUCUUUGUUGCUGGCAAGAGUCGUUCCACUGCUCAGCUUACUGUCAAGGAGCGACCCCUUCAGGUUGCCAGACACUUGGAGGACAUUGAGGCGAAGGAGAAGAGCUCUGUGACUCUGAGAUGUGAGUUUGCCCCCUCCCCCAGGGUGGUGCGAUGGUUUAAGGGUCGCACGGCUCUGAAGACAUCAAACAAGUACAGCAUGAAGAGGGAAGCGAAGCGGGCAGAGCUGACCAUACAUGGCCUGACAGGGAUGGAUGCAGGACAGUACCGCUGCAUGGCUGGGGGCUCACAGAGUACCGCACAUGUUUCAGUAGAAGUGCGAACACUGAAGUUAGUGAAGCACCUCGAGCCAGUGGAAAUCGAGGAGGAUGGUAUUGCCAGAUUCACAUGUGAGCUCAACUACGUGGUCGCCAAUGUGGAAUGGCUCCUCAACAAUGUUCGCCUCUAUUCCAAUGCCAUCAGCAUCAUACAGCACAUGGGCACUAUGCACAGCCUCGCAAUCAAGAAGAUGCGGCCACAGGAGAGCAGGGUCACCUUCAAAGCGGGCCUUCUCUCAGAGACAACAAUCUUAAAGGUCAAAGACCGCCCAGCAGUUUUCCUGCGGUCUCUGGAGGAUGCAGUAGGAGAAGAGCAAGGGGAAGUCUGCCUACAGUGUGAAAUAUCCAAGGAGACUGUGACCCCUGUUUGGAAGAAGGAUGGAAUGAUCCUCACUGCUGAUGAUAAACAUGAGUUGCUCCAGUUUGGGAAGUCCAUGGCGCUGAUAAUCCAUUCUCUGAGCAAGGAGGAUGCUGGACAGUACACCUGUGACCUGGGCACCAGCCAGACCAAGGCUAAAGUUACUGUACAUGACUUACACAUCACUAUUGUUCAGCGUAUGAAGACAACAUCUGUCCUGGAGGGCGAAAGCUGCACUUUUGAGUGUCACCUCUCUCAUAAUCUCGAUGAUGAGCCCUCCUGGACAAUCAAUGGCCAGGUGGUGGUCACUAAUAGCCGUAUCCAGGUUAACAAUGAUGGCUGCAAGUAUAAGAUGACCAUCAGAGAUGCUAUUCUGUCUGACGCUGGAGACGUGGUCUUCACAAUCAAAGACCUAAGCUGUAGGACCAUGCUCUUUGUUAAAGAGAAGCCGGUGCACAUAUUCAGGGACCUGUUAAAUGUGAAGGCGGUGCCAGGUGAAGACGCAGAGCUGAGCUGUGAGAUCACCAAACCAGACACCACCAUUCGUUGGCUAAAAGAUGGACAUUUGGUCAGACAGAGUCCUAAGUAUGAGAUGAGUGUGGAGAAGAACCUGGCAAAACUGGUGAUCAAGAAUGCCACCAUCAGAGACUCUGGAGAUUACUGCUGUGAGGCUGAAGGCGUAGCCUCACAUGCUAAGUUGGAGAUCAGAGAACUCCAGCACACAUUUGCAAGGGAGUUAAAGGAUACACAAGCAGAAGAAAAGGGUAAAGUGACCCUGGAGUGUGAGACUAGGCGGCCAGCCAAGCGGGUGACCUGGCUGAAGGGCAUGGUGGAGCUGAAGUCCAGUAGGAAGUAUGUCAUCAGGCAGAAGGGUGUGGUGCUGUCCCUGACCAUCACCUGUCUGGAAAAAGUGGACACAGAUAUUUACAUUUGUGAUGUCGGCACCAUGCAGAGCCGGGCGCAGCUGACAGUGCAAGGUCAGAGGGUGAUAAUCCUGGAUGAAUUAGAGGAUGUCGAGUGUCUAGAGGGCGACACUGUCACAUUCAGGUGUCGAAUUUGUCCCAGUGACUACGCUGGGGUCAAGUGGUACCUAGACGAGACUCUGCUCUACACCAAUCAGCUCAAUGAGAUCCAGAUGGUGCCUGGCGGCUACCACACCCUCACAUUUAGGCAGCUUGCCCGCAAGGACACUGGCACCAUCUCGUUUUCUGCAGGGGACAAAAGGUCAUAUGCCUCGCUGUUGGUUAGAGAGAGGCGUCCCACCAUCAUACAAGCACUAGAAGACUGUGAGGCUUUUGAGGGAGGUGGUUUGGUUUUGUCUUGUGUGACUUCCAAGCCAUGUCACAUCCUUUGGUACAAAGAUGGCUGCCUGAUGUGGAACUCCUCAAGGUAUUUUGCCAGUCGUAAUGGCUGUGAGGCACGUCUGACUAUUCGGGAGGUUUGCAACAACGAUGCCGGAGUGUAUGAGUGCAGUGCUGGAUCUGUUACAACAAGGGCUGUUGUGACUGUCAAAGCCAUUCCAGCAGAGUUCACCCAGCCUCUACAGACCUUGGAAGCCAAAGAGGGGGAGACUGUGACCCUGACCUGUGAAUACUCUCUACCGGGGGUCCAGUUCCACUGGAGGAAAGGUUUUGAGAGUAUCAGGCCUGGAGACAAGUAUAUCAUGAAACAGAGAAAGACAAUCAAUUCCCUAACAAUCAAAGCCCUGAAGCCUGAUGACUCAGGAGAAUAUACCUGUCAGUGCAGAGAUCACCGCACUACAGCGAGCCUCAAAGUAUAUGCUAUCCCCAUCACAUUUGUACAGCAGUUAAAGAACAUGCAAACAGAGGAGGGAACCAAUGUCACACUGCGCUGUGAGCUCUCUAAACCAGGGAUUCCGGUACUGUGGAGGAAGGAAGAUGAUCUGUUGAGGAAUGGAGUUAAGCACCAGAUAAGGAAAAGGGACACCACCCUGGAGCUCAUGAUAUGGAAGCCUGUACCUGAGGACAGUGGGGUCUACAGCUGUGUGUGUGCUGAUCAGAUAACAUCUGCCACUGUCAAAAUCACUGCUCUCCCAGUCACCUUCAAGCAGAAGCUGAGGAAUGUGCUGAUUGAGGAAGGCAGCAUUGCGGCAUUCCGUUGCGAGCUGUCGAAACCUGGCCACGUUGUGGAGUGGAGGAAGAGGGGGGAAGAAGUCAUCAGGAAUGGAGAGAAAUAUCACAUGCGACAGAGAGACACGCUGAUUGAACUGAGGAUCUUUGAUGUGACACUUGAGGACAGCGAUAUCUACACAUGCAUCUGUGGAAACAUAGAGACCACUGCAACUCUGACCGUUAAUGCUCUUCCCAUCAACUUCAAGCAAAAGCUGAAGAACAUCCAAAUGGAGGAAGGAAACACUAUCACGCUGUAUUGUGAGAUCUCUAAACCUGGUGUCCCAGUGGAGUGGAGGCUUGGGGGAGAACUGCUGGAGAAUGGAGACAAGUACCAGAUAAAGCAGAAGGGCUCAGCCCUGGAGUUGAUCAUCAGGGAUGCUGAUCCAGAGGACAGCGGCGUCUACACCUGUGUGUGUAGAGAACAGAGGACAAAGGCCACUGUUAAAGUUGUGGCUGUUCCUGCUACAUUUAAAGUGAGCCUGAAGAGCCAGGAGGCUGAAGAAGGGAAUAAUGUGACUUUACACUGUGAGCUGUCAAAGAAGGGAGUCCUGGUGCAGUGGCAGAGAGAUGCUGAGGUGCUGUCUGAGGAGAUGUUUCGAGGAAAGUAUCAGAUGAAGCUCGAAGGAAAGACGGCUCAGAUGACCAUUCUCAAUGUCCAGCCAGAGGAUGCAGGGAAGUACAGCUGCAUCACCGGAGAUGAGAAAACCACAGCUGUAGUGAAAGUAAAACCACUUCCCGUGACAUUCAAACGAGAGAUCCAGAGCAUGGUGGUGAAGGAAGGAGAAAGUGGAGUUUUCUGCUGUGAGCUCUCCAAACCUGAAGCUCCAGUGGACUGGAGGAAAGGCAGAGUAAUUCUGAAGUCUGGACAGAAAUACGAGAUGAAGCAGGAGGGACGUCUCACUAAACUGAUUAUCAGUAAUGUAGAGGAGAGCGAUGCUGGGAAAUACACCUGCAAGACGAAAGACAGCCAAUCAACGGCUGAGCUCACUGUCCGAGAAUUACCGCCAAGUUUUAGGAUGCCGCUUGUCAGCCAGGAGGUGACGGAGGGCAACAGUGUAGUUCUGCGCUGUGAGCUCAACAAACCUGCCCCUGCGGUGGAGUGGAGGAAAGGAACAGAGCUACUGAAAAAUGGAGACAAAUACCAGAUGAGGAAGAAGGAGCUGCAGGUGGACCUGAAGAUUGUGGAUGUCUGUCUGGAUGACACUGGAGAUUAUACCUGUACAUGUGGAGAACAGAUGACAAAAGCUACUGUCAUUGUGAAUGAACGGCCAAUCCGAUUCCUUCAAGAGCUGAAGAAUAUUCAGGUACAGGAGGGCAAUGGAGUGACACUCUGCUGUGAGCUCUCAAAACCCGGCCCUCAAGUGCAGUGGAAGAGGGGAGACGAUGUGUUGACUAACGGAGAGAAAUACCAGAUGAAGCAGAGUGGCUCCACCCUUGAGCUCCUUAUCAGGAAGAGCCAGCCUGAGGACAGUGGCAUAUACAGCUGUGUUUGUGAUGACAUCAAAACUACUGCCACCAUCAUCAUCACCGCAAUCCCAGUGACAUUUAAGCAAAAGUUGAAGAACCAGGAAGCUGUGGAGGAGGGCAGCGUGACUCUGCGCUGUGAGCUUUCUAAACCAGGAGCCCCUGUGGAGUGGAGGAAAGAUGCUCAACUCCUGAAGGAGGGGGAAAAAUAUCAGAUGAAGCAAGAAGGCAGGGUGGCUGAGAUGCUGAUCAGAAAUCUAACUCUCACAGAUGCUGCGGAGUACAGCUGUUCUGUCGGCAUUGUUGUGACUUCAGCUGACGUCAAAGUUAGAGCAAUUCCUGUAACAUUUAAAAAAGAGGUGGCAAACUUGGAGGUGAAAGAAGGAGACAGUGGAGUAUUCAGCUGCGAGCUCUCCAAACCUGGAGCUCCAGUGGACUGGAGGAAAGGCAGAGUGAUCCUCAAACCUGGAUACAAAUAUGAAAUGAAACAGGAGGGACGUCUUACUAAACUAAUCAUCAACAAUGUAGAGGAGAGCGAUGCUGGGAAAUAUACCUGCAAGACUGAUGACAGCCAAUCAACUGCUGAGCUCACUGUCAAAGCUCCUCCCAUCACAUUCAAGACAAAGUUAAGGAACCAACAGGUGGAAGAGGAGAAGAGCGUGUCAUUGAGCUGCGAGCUGUCUAAACCCGGCCUUGCUGUGGAGUGGAGGAAGGGUCAAGAGCUGCUGAAGAAUAAUUUCAAGUACCAAAUAAAAAAUCGAACCAGCAUCAUGGAGCUGACCAUCAAAAACACACAGCUGGAGGACAGCGGACUUUACAGCUGCAUCUACGGAGAUGCCAAGACCACAGCCAAUGUCACCAUUACUCCUAUUCCCCUGUCCUUUAACACUGGUCUGAAGAACCAGGAGGCCCGCGAAGGAGGCAACGUGUCCCUUUGCUGUGAACUGUCCAGGGCUGGGGUGCCUGUGCAGUGGUUUAAGGCCGAGGACCAGCUCUAUCACGGGGGACGAUAUCAGAUGACACAGAGAGGGAAGAUAGCUGAGAUGCACAUCAAGAACAUCCAGCCCGAGGACGUCGGAGAGUAUAGCUGCGUCUUAGGAGAGCAGAAGACAACAGCUGAAGUGAACGUGAGAGCGGCGGCAUCCGUGUUCUUUGAGAAGGAACUGGAGAGCCAAGCGGUGAUGGAGGGGAAGUCUGUGCUGCUGUCUUGUGAAGUUUCCAGUGCUAACGUCCCUGUCACCUGGAAGAAGGACAACACUGUGGUGGAAGAAGGAGGGCGAUACAUUUUAAAGAAGAAAGGCCCCACUCACACCCUGGAGAUCAAGAAACUGUGUCUUGAGGAUGCUGGGGAGUUUUGCUGUAUCAGCAGAGGCAAGAAGACCACUGCCAAACUGAUUGUAAGGGAGCGUGUGCGGAUUGUUACAGAGCUGAAAGACAUGACGGUGACAGCAGGUCAGGAUGCAGAGUUUGUGUGUGAGCUGAGCCAUGCAGACGUGGAUGAGGGUGUCUGGUGGCUUGGCUCCAGUCCUCUGCAGAAGAAUGAGAUGAACCAGAUGACUUGCCGGGGUCGCCAGCAUAAACUGGUGCUCACCAUGACAACGCCUGAGGAGACGGGUACCGUGGCAUUUGUAGUUGGGGAGGAGAGAACCUCUGCACAACUGCUAGUUGUUCCGAAGGCCAAAGUUCUAUUUGAGGAGAAGCCUAAAGACGUUGUCAUUAUGGAAGGAGAGACAGCCAGUUUGUCCUGCACAAUCUCCGAUUUUACUUCUCUGGUUGCCUGGAAGCGCAACCACAUCCCGCUCCGAGAUGGUGAUAAAUAUGAGAUACGUAAGGAGGGAAAAGUCAACCUCUUACUUAUCUAUGAUGUGGAUCCCCUGGAUACUGGCAUAUACACAUGUGAUACAGGAGAUGUACAGAGCAGUGCCAAACUUACUGUAACAGAGCUCCCUCCAUUCUUUCAAGAUGAAUUGCAGAGUGUGGAGGUAGAGGAAGGAGGUUCAGCCUCUCUGUACUGUGAGCUCUCUAAACUUGGAGUGCCAAUUCAGUGGAAGAAGAACAACCUGCCACUAAGAGACAGCAGAAAGUACGAGAUGAGGCAGGAUGGCUGUUUCCUUCAGCUUCACAUCAAGGAGCUCAAACUGGAGGACAGUGGCACCUACACAUGUCAAGCAGGAAGUGCAGAGACCACUGCAACUGUGACAGUGAACGAGCUUCCACCAUUCUUCAAGACAGAGUUAAGACGUGUGGAGGCUGAGGAGGGAUCCACAGCCUCCAUGUACUGUGAGCUGUCUAAGCCUGGAGUGUCAGUGCAAUGGAAGAAGAACCGGCUGCCACUAAGAGCCAGCAGAAAGUAUGAAAUGACACAAGAUGGCUGCCACCACCAGCUCCACAUCAAGGAGCUCAAACCAGAUGACAGCGGAUGCUAUUCGUGUAAAGCGGGAAAUGCAGAGGUUGCUGCCACUGUGACGGUGAAAGAGCUCCCUCCAUAUUUCAAAGAAGAAUUGCAGAACAUUAAGGCUGAGGAGGGAUCUACAGCCUCUCUAUGCUGUGAGCUGUCUAAACCUGGAGUGUCAGUACAAUGGACGAAGAACAAGCUGCCACUGAGAGCCAGCAGGAAGUAUGAAAUAAUACAGGAUGGCUGUUUCCUCCAGCUUCAUAUCAAGGAGCUCAAACCUGAGGACAGUGGAAGCUACACAUGUCAAGCGGGAAGUGCAGAGACCACUGCAACUGUGACAGUGAAAGAGCUACCUCCAUUUUUCAAAGAAGAAUUGCAGAGUGUGAAAGCUGAAGAGGGAGCUACAGCCUCUCUGUGCUGUGAGCUGUCUAAACCUGGCGUGUUAGUGCGGUGGAGGAAGAACAAGCUGCCACUGAGAGCCAGCAAGAAGUAUGAGAUGAAGCAGGAUGGCUGCCUUGUGGAGCUCAGUAUCAAUGAGCUCAAACUUGAGGACAGUGGAAGUUAUACAUGUCACACAGGAAGUGCAGAGACCACUGCAACUGUGACAGUGAAAGAACUUCCUCCAUUCUUCACAAAAGACUUGGUAAGUAUGGAGGUUGAAGAAGGAUGUACAGCCUCUCUGUGCUGUAAGCUGUCGAAGCCUGGUGUGUCAGUGCAGUGGAAGAAAAACAUGCUGCCACUGAGAGCCGGCAGGAAGUAUGACAUAAAACAAGAUGGCUGCCUCCUCCAGCUGCACUUCAAGGAGCUCAAACCUGAGGACAGUGGAAGCUACACAUGUCAAGCGGAGAGUGCAGAGACUACUGCAACUGUGACAGUGAAAGAGCUCACACCAUUCUUCAACAAAGAUUUACAAAGUGUAGAUGCUGAGGAGGGAGGUACAGCCUCACUGCACUGCGAGCUUUCUAGACCUGGAGUGUCAGUGCAAUGGAAGAAGAGCAAGCUGCCACUGAGAGCUAACAGGAAAUAUGAGAUAAAGCAAGAUGGCUGCCUUCUCCAGCUCCACAUCAAGGAUCUCAAACUAGAGGACAGUGGAAGCUACACAUGUCAAGCAGGAAGUGUAGAGACCACUGCAACUGUGACAGUUAAAGAACUCCCACCAUUCUUCAAGGAAGACUUAAGAGGAGUAGAGGCUGUGGAGGGAGGUACAGCCUCCCUGUGCUGUGAGCUGUCGAAGCCUGGAGUAUCCGUGCUUUGGAGGAAGAACAGUCUUCCACUGAGAGCUAACAGGAAGUAUGACAUGAAACAAGAUGGCUGCCUCUUCCAGCUGCACAUCAAGGACCUCAAACCAGAGGACAGUGGAAGCUACACAUGUCAGGCAGGAGAUGCAGAGUCCACUGCAACUGUGACAGUAAAAGAGCUACCUCCAUUCUUCAAGAAAGACUUACAAAGUCUGAAGGCUGAGGAGGGAGGUACAGUCUCCCUGUGCUGUGAGCUGUCUAAAUCUGGAGUGUCAGCGCAGUGGAAGAAGAACAACAUGCCACUGAGAGCUGACAGGAAGUAUGAGAUGAAACAAGAUGGCUGCGUCUUUCAGCUUCACAUCAAGGAGCUCAAACUUGAGGAUAGUGGAAGCUACACAUGUCAAGCAGGAAGUGAAGAGACCACUGCAACUGUGACAGUGAAAGAGCUCCCACCAUUCUUCAAAGAAAGCUUAAAAAGUGUGGAGGUUGAGGAGGGAGGUUCAGCCUGUCUUAGCUGUGAACUGUCUAAACCUGCAGCGUCAGUGCAGUGGAAGAAGAACAAGCUGCCACUGAGGGCCAACAGGAAGUAUGAAGUGAAGCAGGAUGGCUGCUUCCUCCAGCUUCAUAUCAAGGAGCUCAAACCUGAGGACAGUGGAAGCUACACAUGUCAAGCAGGAAGUGCAGAGACCACUGCAACUGUGACAGUAAAAGAGCUCCCUCCAUAUUUCAAAGAAGAAUUGCAGAACAUUAAGGCUGAGGAGGGAGAUACAGCCUCUCUAUGCUGUGAGCUGUCUAAACCUGGAGUGUCAGUACAAUGGAAGAAGAACAAGCUGCCACUGAGAUCCAGCAGGAAGUAUGAAAUGAAGCAGGAUGGCUGCCUCCUCCAACUUCACAUCAAGGAGCUCAAACCUGAGGACAGUGGAAGCUACACAUGUCAAGCAGGAGGUGCAGAGACCACUGCAACUGUGACAGUAAAAGAGCUCACUCCAUUCUUCAGCAAAGAUCUACAAAGUGUAAAUGCUGAGGAGGGAGGUUCAGCCUCUCUGUCCUGUGAGCUGUCUAAAUCUGGAGUGUCUGUGCAGUGGAAGAAGAACAAGCUGCCACUGAGAUCCAGCAGGAAGUAUGAAAUGAAGCAGGAUGGCUGCCUCCUCCAACUUCACAUCAAGGAGCUCAAACCUGAGGACAGUGGAAACUACACUUGUCAGGCAGGAAAUGCAGAGACAACAGGAACUGUGACAGUGAAAGCACUACAAGCAACUCCACCAAAGGUAGAGCCUCCCACGAUUCUGCCUCGGACGAAGGGUGCAGUUUCUAAACAAACAUCAAUUUCGGAUAAUGAGAUGCCUGUCCUCACAGAGGCCAAACCUGUCCCUCCAGAGCCCAAAAAGAGAGCUCAUAGGAAAGCAUCUAUUUCAUCUAUUACAAAUUCAGAAAAAGAUAUGGAGUCACUGUUCGACCUAAAACAGUCCAUACAGAGGGAGAAUAAUGAAGAACAAAAGAGCAUCCAACCUCCAAGUUCUACAGAGAAAGCAGACAUUGUACAGAAUGUAAGUCAACUGGAGAGGCAUAAGGAGAAAGAAAGUGAGGUGCCCAAGAAGGUUGUUCAGACAGUGAAACUAGAAAACAAAGAUACAGUUGAGAGGGAGGGGAAAGAGCCAGCCAAGUCUUUGCAAACUGAGAAAGAAGGUCUGGUGGAGAUAAGACAACCAGAAAGAAAGUUAGAGAAAGUAGUCAAAGUUGACCAUAACGUAAGUCGUUCAGACAAGGUUCUGGCAGACACUGUGUUUGAACAAAAGAAACAGCCACUAAUAAGUCUUGAUAAAGAAAAUGAAGUUGAACAGAGGUCAAAACAACCAGGGAAGCCUUCAGAGAAAACAAGUAAAGUUGAGAGAGAGGAAAGCCUUCCUGGACCGGUCCUGGUGAAGAACAGCGAGGAUGAAAAACUUGUGAAACCCAGAGAAAGGCUUGUAAAAGAAACAAUAAAACAACAAGAAGAAAAGUCUAUAGUAAAGGAGGCAGAGGGAGACAAAACAAAAGAGGAACCUUUUAAACCACCAGUCAGAGCUAAAGGAAAGGUAACAGGAGGAAAUGAGCCAGUUAAAUAUGCACCAAAGGAAACUGAGGUUAUCACUGUUCAGUCAUUAAAGCCUCCUAUGAAUGAUUCUGAAAAAGACUUUAAGCAGAGAGACAAUGUGAAAGUGUCCACAGACACAGACAGAGAGAAAAAGCCACUGACACAAGUAGAGGACAAACAGUCAGCGAAACAACUAGAAAAGACUUUAGAAAGCGAGGCUGAAGUCACCCCUCUGAAACCGCCCAUGAGGACAAAGAGCAAGGCAAAGGGAGGAAUGGAAAAACAAUAUUCAAGGGACACAGAGACAGAUCAGGAUGAUCAACAAGUAACCAGAGUUGUGAUGAAAACAACAGAUGAUCAGACAGUCAAACAGCCAAAAGGGUCUUUGAAGACUGAAGUUGAAGAGAAACCAAGAUUUGAGAGGAAACAGUCAGUUCCAACAGACACUGAGACAGAUGGGAAAAUUAAGCAACCUGUGAAUGGUGCAGAGAAGGACGCAAAUGCUAAACAGCCAAUCAGACAAUCGGUAAAACCCAUGAGAAAAGAACCUGACAUGGACCAGGAAAUUAAAGUGGUGGUCGAGCCAGUGAGAAGAGGGGUAGGACAACAAGCAAAGAUGACAGAGGACAUUCCUCUCCUCUACGUUUCUGAAGAUGAAACUUUCUUAGAGGCUUUGACUGAGAUACCAGGGACCAACAGCGAUGUCCAGCCACCUGGCCAACCCUCCUCUCUUCCCCCAAUCAGUGUACCCCAGGGGCCACAGCCACCAGAAGAUGCUACACCAGAGAUUGAAAUCAACAUUGAGGAUGAGCCACAACUGCAAGAGGCUGCUGUCAAGAUCCAGGCUGCCUUCAAAGGCUACAAAACCCGCAAAGACAUGCGGCCAGUCUUUAAAGAGGUGUUUAAGAACCAGAGUGCAGAUCUUCAUGGCACAGUCACUCUAGUGUGUAUCGUAGAAGGAAAACCCAGCACAGUGCGCUGGCUGAAAAACGGCCAGCAAAUAGCUAGUGACCAUCGAUGCCGUAUCAAGACGUCAGAGAAUGGCGUAUGCACACUGGUGAUCAAAAACCUGACCACCAGUGACAGUGGAAUCUAUACAUGUGAGGUGGUGAAUAAGUUUGGUGUGACCUCCUACAACGGGAAUGUAACAGUGGUACAGCCUCAGAAGCCAGCUCCAGUUGCUGAGAAACCUGUGCACACACCCCUCGCAGCCAUAACUCCUCUACAGCUCGCCCCACAAAAGCCUGAGACUCAAACUCAGAUACCCACCUCGACUACAGGUGCUACGAGCUAUGUGGAAAGUGUAAGGGUCUCUCUGUGGGAGGCCUACAACCUGACGGAGCAGCAGGAUGCUCAGAUGAUCCUGCAAGAGAGGAGAGGAUCCUCGCUCAUUGCCAGCUCCAUGUCAAGUCCCUCUGAUUAUGACACAGCUCCGGAUAUGUUGGAACCUGCUGAGACUGUCCCAGCUGUACCGAGGGAAGUGAUAAAAGCAGUUGACCAAGUUCCUCAAAAAGAUGACAAAGAACAGAUGACUGCUCCACAACCUCCUAAGAAACUUCUGUCAGUCAAAGGAGCCCAUGAAGGCAGACUGAAGACACCAUCUCCUAAACACCACCGUGCCCACACACCCUUAACAAGUACCGUCUAUGGAUCAGAGUCAGAAGGGGAAGAGGACAGACGAGAGAUUUUUGAAAUGUACGUGGCUCGAGCUGACUGCAGUCCAGACAGCGGAAAUAAGGACAGUUUUGUUCUGAAGGAGGGACAGUUUGUGGAGGUCCUAGAUUCUGUUCAUCCUGACAAAUGGCUGGUGAGGACCAAACCCACUAAAACCAACCCCGCCCGACAGGGAUGGGUGUGUCCGGCAUACCUGGAGAAGAAAAGGAAGGAGACCUUCCCGCAGUUGAGAGCACCUCAAGAGGAUCUCGAUGGAAUCGGGUCAACAGGAGAAGAGUACAGAAGAGCUUUGAGCCAACUGAUCCAAGGCCUGAUUGAUGGAGAAGAGGAAUUUGUAAAGGAGAUGAAGAUGUUCUCAUCUCAACAGCUAAAUCAUCUGGACUCCAGCCACCACGUCCCUAUUAACAUCCUCAACCAGAAAGAGAUCAUUUUCAGGAAUAUCAAGGACAUUGUGUUUCUGCAUGAGAGGUCCCUCCUUCCUGGUCUGAGACAAUGUGCCACAGACGAUGAUGUGGCCAUGCAUCUGAUCAAACAGACUGAGGACUUUGAGAAGUAUCUUCACUACAUGGUGGGACAAGCACAAGCAGAGGCCUGUGUCACCGACAAGGCUAUCCAACAGUAUUUCAAAGAGUUAGCAGAAUCUGGUACGCCUGAGGCUGCUGACAUGGAUGUCCUAACUUUCCUCCAGCGACCAGUGGAGAGGAUUCAGACCUACCAGGCUUUACUGAAGGAGUUGAUCAAGAACAAAGCCAAAAGUGGACAAAGCUGCUGUCUUUUGGAAGAUGCGUUCUCGAUGAUGUCCUGCCUGCCCUGGAGGUCUGACAACCUGCACCAGGUGUCCCUCAUCGAGAACUACCCAGCUCCUCUAACCACCCUGGGCGAGCCUGUGCGACAGGGAGUCUUCACAGUGUGGGAAGAAACCCCAGAAGUUAAAACAUCCUCUAGAGGGCACCAGAGACAAGUGUUUCUCUUCAAGGAGUGUAUUGUGCUGUGUAAACUGAAAAGAGACACCAGCAUGAACAGUGACACCUACACCUUCAGGAACAAAAUGAAGCUGAAUGAUGUGGAAAUAAAGGAGACUUUAGGUGGAGAUGAAAAGUCUUGGGGAUUGUGGCAUGAGCACAGGGGCUCAUUGAGGAGGUACACACUGCAGGGCCGCUCCUCCUUGGUUAAGCUGUCCUGGCUGAAGGACUUGAAGGAGCUACAGCAACGUUCCAGCCUGCCCACAAACAGCCCACCAGUGUUUGAGUCACUGUUGUCUGACUUCACAACAAAGAUAGGACAGACAAUCAAACUGACCUGUAAAGUCACAGGAUCGCCAAAACCAGUGGUCAGCUGGCUCAAAGAUGGCCUUCCUUUGGAGGAUGACCCCCGUCACAUCAUCACAGCAGACCGCUCAGGCACCUGCAGCCUCAUCCUCGACAGCCUCACUGCUCAGGACUCUGGACAGUAUGCCUGCUAUGCUAAAAGCUCCAUGGGCAGUGCUGCUACUCUGGCUAAGGUUGUGGUGCAGGCCCCACCCAGAUUUGUGUCUCGGCUGGAGAGUGCUUGUCUGAUGGAAGGCGAGGAUAUACAGUUCAGCUGCUCCACACUUACUAUGCCUUUACCACGAAUCAGGUGGUUGAAAGAUGGCAGAGAGUUGACAGAUCAGCAGAAGUACUCCAUCCUCAAUGAUGCUCGGAGUGGGAUCUUGUGCCUAACGGUCAUCAGUGCAACAGAGGCAGAUAUUGGACAGUAUGAGUGUGAGCUUUGGAAUGAGUUUGGCUGCGUCAGGUGCAGAGCCGGGCUGUGCCCUGCUUAUGUACCGCCGACUGAAUUUGAGAACGACCAACCACAGGACUUACCUCCUAAAGAUGCAGACUCAGAGGGCUGGUCCACUGCCUUUGUGAAGAAAUGGUUACAGACUGAUUUCAGCCCCACCUCUAUUGCUAAGAUGCUUUUCCCUCCUGGACACCCCGAAGAAACUGAAUGUGCCACUGAACAGGCUGUUCCCGCCUCCACAUCCAUGGAUCAGAUGCUACAGCAGCCUGUGUGUUACCCAGAGGAUGAAGAGGAGGAGAUCUACAUCUCAGAGUCAAUGCAGGAAAUUACAGACGCUCCUCCCUCUAUCCAGGUACCCACUGAGGACCUGUGUGUAGAGCCGGGCCAGGCAGCUACAUUUACUGCCAUCAUCACAGGACGACCUACUCCUAAAAUACAGUGGUACAAGGAUGGAGAGGAGCUGGCAGCCGAUGAGAACGUGGAGAUAGUACAGCAUGGUGCCCGCUGCUCAGUGACCAUAGUGUGUCCUGAGGGCGAGGACAGUGGCAUGUACACCUGCCUAGCCUACAAUGACUCUGGGCAUGCGUCAUGCCAGGCUCAGCUGACAGUGGAGGAAGGUCCGCUGGAGCGCCAGGAGAGAGAGGUGGAGCUGGGAAAGAGAAGGAAAUUGUUCUCUGUCUAUGAUGUUCAUGAGGAAAUUGGAAGGGGAACCUUCGGGGUAGUGAAGCGUGUUGUCCACAGAAGGACAGGUGAAGUGUUUGCUGCCAAGUUCCUGCCUCUGCGGAGCAGCACUCGGACCAGGGCCUUCCAGGAGAGGGACCUGCUGUCCCGUCUGGCUCACCCCAGAGUGGCCUGUCUGCUGGACUUCUUUUGCACCAGACGCACUCUGGUGCUAAUCACAGAAAUGUGCUGUUCUCAUGGACUUCUGGACCAUUUAUUACUGAAAGGAUCAGUCACAGAGAGAGAGGUCCAGUCAUACAUCCAGCAAAUCCUUGAAGGAGUCGGUCACAUUCACAGCAUGAACAUUUUGCAUCUAGACAUUAAACCUGAUAAUAUCCUCAUGGUGUAUCCGCCCAGAGAUGAGAUCAAAAUCUGUGACUUUGGCUUCUGCCAAGAAAUAGACUCAUCCAGACACCAGUACAGCAUGAUUGGUACACCAGAGUGUGUUGCUCCUGAGAUUGUUCACCUGGAGCCAGUCACUGUGGCCACUGAUAUCUGGUCUGUAGGUGUUAUAGCCUAUAUAUGUCUGUUGUGCCGAUGCCCUUUUGUGGGUGAGACGGACCGAGCCACACUGCUGAGGGUGGGGGAGGGGACCCUGAACUGGGACGCCCCUGAUGUCACAUGCAGGAGUCCGGAGGCCCAGAACUUUCUCCAUGCGCUCCUUCAGCCAGAUCCAGAGAAGCGUCCGUCUGCCUUUGAGUGCUUGAGCCACGAGUGGAUCCAGGACGAACAUGCAGGCGAAGACACUGAAGAAAUCAACACAAAGAGCUUGAAAUUCUUCAUCUCUAAAAGGAAAUGGCAGCGUUCUUUGACUAGUAUCGGGUCAGUUCUCACGUUGAGGCCCAUCCCCGAGCUGCUGGACGCUCCUCUCAGAGACACUGCAGUGACAGUGCCUCGAGAGCCCCAGGAACACAGCAGCACCUCCCUGAGUAGCGGCUCCUCGUCUGAGUAUGAUGAAGCUGACUCUUGGGAUUUUUUCCAGCACUGCAGCCAGACUGAGGAGGAGGCAGAAACAGAGGAGGAGUAUGAUCCUUUGGUGGAGAGAGCGCAGAUCCCUGAGCCUUUUGCCAAACUCCACCUAGAUGCAGACGAGGAAGAGGAAGUGACAUUAGGGGAGGAAGAGGAUGGAGAGAUGGUAGGAAGGAGGAGCGUGCUAGAGAGGAGUAUGAGCAGGCAGUCCGUUGCAUCGUCAGUUGCAUCGACACCCCAGAGGGAGCGUAGGUUAAGCAAGGACAGCAGUCACUCUCUCUACCUCUCUGAUGGGGACGAGGGUUCAGGGAGUGACGGAGGUCGAAUCCCUCGAGGCAGCGUCAUCCGAAGCACUUUCUACAGCACCUCCCAUCAGCUUUCACCAAUGUCUGCCAGGCACAUGACACUACGGGACAAAUUCCAGGCCAAAAAGCAGGAAAGAGGCCGCAAACCACUCAGGAGAAGCUUUUCAGGUCGUCUCAACGAGCCUCUUAUUGAAUAUGUGGAGGAUGAGACAGAAACCAAUCGUGGCCAGAGACGAGCAUCCAUACAACCCACGAUGCAGAAGUCGUGUUCGUUUGACAGUGGCGUUGGCCUCGCUCACGGCAACAUGCCUCCUCAUAGGAGGAGCAGGUCUCUGGAUGAGUACUCUCGUCGAUCUCCUAGCUCACCCAAACGCACAAAGUCAGGUGAAGAAGAAGGCUCUCAAAGUCUGAAGGAAGAUUUCACAGAUGACGAAGUGGCAGGGAGAAAGUCGUUGCCCAUCCCGAGCCCUCAGCGACCCACAAGAAGGCGAGGCUCCGUCGCUCCUGUGCAGGGGACUCACAUGCUGGGGGGAUCGUCUGUUCCCUCAAGCUUCAUGGCUGGAGACAGAAUGAGGCCACAGGAGCAGACAGAGGACAAAACCUUUGUGGGCUCUCAGGGGUCUCUGGCUGAGUCGUCUAUUUUGGAGCAUGGUGGCUCUGAGUCUUCAAGCAGACUCGGCUCCUGUGACGAGCUAAAUCAGGGUCACCCAAGAGGAAGAUACAGAUCAGGAGAGAGUGACGGGUAUGAUGAUCCAGGAGAGCCUCUUAUUUCGCCAUCCCCGUGCUCGUUCCAAGAGGUAAAACCGAGAAGCUUGUUUCCACAGGCACCGCCACGAAACCGCACCCGCUCCAACCCCAACUUGUCAUCAAACAGCAGAGUUCAGCCGGGGUCCCCACUGACAGCGAGCCCCAGUCCCAGUCUCUCUUCUCUCCAGGCUCCGGAGAGGCCUCCCAGGGCCAGGGACAAGAAGGAGGGCCACGGCCUCCAGAGGCAUGCGUCCGCUCCAGCCCUUGAAGCCCGGCCAACCACAGGGAAGUCACCAAAGCUGGGCCUGCUGAAGAUCUUCCGCAGGCAGUCCUGGACUGGCCAUUCAUACUCCAGCCUGGAGGACACAGAGUUAGGACCCACACUGGGAGAGAUCAUGAAGCCAGAUACUCCUACCAUGUCUCUGAGGAAGAAGAUGAGAGCUUCAGCCUCCAGCCUGACCAAACUGUUUUCCAGAAGUAAGGAGGAUGUGAGCAAAGGAGGGCCAAUAGUGAAAGGAUCAGCUCCCACCACACCUGAAAGGGAACGCAGCACUGGCUCUGAGAGUCCAAAAAAGAGGGCCUCAAAGCUCUUGCCUUCUUUUAAAAUACCUGCAUUCAAAAAGACAAAAGAUCUGCUCAUACGUCCCAACAAGGCCGAGGUGCUCCAGUUAGAUGGAGGUGGAGUCCUGCUGGUUUGGAGACCAGUCCAGUCUGGUGACCCUGUCACCUACUGUGUGCAGUACUGUACAGAUGGUGGGGGAUGGACAGUCCUGUCAGAGGAGGUGACAGAUAGCUGCUAUGUGGUGAAGGAUUUGCCCAGAGGAGCUUCGUAUGUGUUCAGGGUGGGCUGCAUCACCAAGAAGGGAGCAGGACCCUUCAGUGAUGCUUCAGCACCUGUUGUUAUGGCGACUCAUCCUGAAGAUACUCACAUUCCUCUCAUCCAGACUGAGGCACUGGGGUCGAAGGUCACUGGGUCAGAACGACCGACAACACAGAAGAACUUCAAUUUCCUCUCUGAGAUCAACAGGGGCCGUUUCAGCGUAAUAAACCUGUGCAGAGACGCUGAAACCAGCCAAGUAUUCGCUGCCAAGAUCAGCCCUUACAAGGCAGAGCAGAGACUGCUGGUGCUGAGAGAAUACCAGCUGCUGAAGAGGCUUCAUCACCCCCACCUGGUGCAGCUGCACGCCGCCUUCAUCACCUCCCAUUACCUGGUGUUAGUGGAGGAACUUUGUCCGGGCAAGGAGCUGCUCUACAGUCUGGCAGCGAGAGAUCUGUACACAGAGGCUCAUGUCGCGGACCUGCUCGUCCAGAUUCUCAGCGCAGUCGACUACCUCCACGGCCGUCGGGUCAUCCACCUGGACCUGAAGUCUGACAACAUGCUGGUGGAUGAUGGGAACCACCUGAAGAUAGUGGACCUGGGCUCGGCUCAGUCCUUCACCCCUGGUCAGCCUCUGAACAUCGAACACAUCCACGGCAUGUCAGAGAGCAAAGACUGCUGCAGCAAAGUUUAUAUUGUCCUUCCUAAAGCUCCUGAAAUCCUGGAGGGUCAAGGUGUCGGGCCUGAAACCGACGUCUGGGCUAUCGGAGUUCUGUUGUUCAUCAUGCUGAGCGCCGACAGCCCGUUCCACGCAGAGCACAGCUGGGAGCAAGACAAAAACAUCAAGAAAGGGAAGAUCCAGUUUGGACGCUGUUACCCCGGUCUGUCAGAGGGAGCCUUAACCUUCAUGAAGAGCAGCCUGAACAACAAAUCCUGGGGGAGACCCACUGCAGCCGAGUGUCUCCAGAACCCCUGGCUGCGCGCCCAUCGAGCCCCGCACAAAGGGCGGCACUCCAAAGUGUGUUUCUCCACAGACAAGCUCAAAGAUUACCUCAAGCAGAAGGAGGAGAAACGCGACCAAGUCCGCACCAAACUUCAGGGUCCCUUCUUCCAGUAAGGCAACUCUGUGGGUCUCUCUCUCACUCUAUAAUCAACACAUCUCGUUUUCUGCUGAAUGUUUCCUGUGUGUCUCUCCUCUGGCUCGGCGGAGUCAGGUUGGGUCUUUUUAAAAUCAUUUUAGUAUGUUCUGAUUUUGAAAAUGUGAUGCGUCUUAAUUAGUUUCCAAAGGGUUUUGUUGCUUAUUUAUCCAUUUACUUGUAUAUUUGAGUGCGCUUGCUUUGGUUCAUAUGGAAACAUAUCAGGGAUAAGGUUUAGUCUAAGUAACGAGUGCACGAGUUGUGAACAUGAGAUUGUUGCUUUAAUUCUCGGUAUCAUACAGAUGCACAAUGAUUGGCCUUCAAGUGAGAAAUGUUUUCUUUGCUGUUCUACUUCAUACAGAAAGCAGAUAUAUUUUCUGAGUGAUAUAUUUUAUUUAGAAAUGUACACAUUCUGCCUGAAAGUCACAAUGUAUAAAUGGGAAAUCCAUUAGAUCUGUAGGCUUUAUUGGACGCUUCUGAAUUUCAUGAUGCUUAAAUAUUGUGAAUUAAUGAACAAAAGAUUAAUUAAAAGACACAAAAGUGGU